UUUUGUGUACCGUAACCAAUGGUAACUAAACCCAGCUGUUCCUAAUCGCGCCUGCAGAGGAGGGAAGUUCAGCUGUUGGUAGUUAGAGGUCUAGGUUUAGUCAUACUGGUUAUCAUAAAAGAUAGCGACUCCAAAUAGGCAGAAUGGCACAUACUGGAGGAUCCGAGUCCAAACGUGAACAAUUUCGGAGAUAUCUCGAAAAGACUGGAGUCAUUGAUGGACUCACCAAUGUGCUGAUUGCUCUUUAUGAAGAGACAGAAAAACCAAAUAAUGCAUUGGACUUCAUUAAGAACCAUCUUGGCAGUGCCGGGGUAGAGUCGGCUGACACUGAAGCACUCCGCCUGGAGUUGACCGAUCUGCGGCACAAAUGCGAAAUGCUGACAGAGGAGAACAAAGAUCUCAAGAAUCGGCUUCUCCAAUAUGAGCCUGCCAAAGAGGAUGGAGGAACAGAAUGAUGUCCCAUUAUUGCCUCAGUCUUGUUCAAGGAGGACCGUAAAAGUAAAACAAACUACAAAAGUAAUAUAUUUCUGUUAACAAGGUUGUAUUUUUCAUUUGUGAUUUUUGUAAGACAUGUAAAAAGAAAUAUUUAGGUUUUUACUUAUUUAGGUUAUUACUUAGGUAACUCCUGUGAGUGAGCUUUUGUUAAGUUCAAUGCAUAUUUUCAAGCAUAAUGUUACAUAAAACAUACUCUUAUCAAGGAAAAUAAACCAAGCAUAAACAUGUAAAA
This is a messenger RNA of Alosa sapidissima (American shad), 727 nucleotides long. RefSeq names its product MYC binding protein. The coding region runs from base 144 to 455 and encodes 103 amino acids. Gene Ontology annotation, biological process: regulation of DNA-templated transcription. Gene Ontology annotation, molecular function: transcription coactivator activity. The transcript has 5 exons. The record is from RefSeq and is a predicted model, not a curated record. Gene Ontology annotation, cellular component: nucleus. Lineage: Eukaryota; Metazoa; Chordata; Actinopteri; Clupeiformes; Clupeidae.